Messenger RNA from Procambarus clarkii (red swamp crayfish), 1767 nucleotides. RefSeq names its product yeti (gene Yeti). Gene Ontology annotation, cellular component: Swr1 complex. The record is from RefSeq and is a predicted model, not a curated record. NCBI's taxonomy places the organism in Eukaryota, Metazoa, Arthropoda, Malacostraca, Decapoda, Cambaridae.
AGAGAGAGCUGUGAGAGUCGCGCUCUGGCAGUACCGCCGCGCACAUACACUGACCCGUGGGUCGCCCUUGUCUCCUAACUCACCCACAACAACAACAUACACACAACACUUCCAGGAAGAAUAUAUUUGUGUGAGACGACAGCCUUCACUAGCAGCCUCCGCCACAGCCCCGGCAACCACUGCAGCAGCCUUCCUCAGCACUGGUGCCUCCUGCAAGCAGGAGAGGCCUAUAGGUGGUCAGGUCACGGGGUUGUAUAAUACAACUCAUCAUCUCCUUGAGUGGAAUCACAACUCAUCACCUCCUUGAGUGGACUCUGGGCGGUCACUAUGCUGCAAGACGAGGAUUUUGAUUCUGAUACAAGUGACGAGGAUUUUGUGCCCGAUGGUGUGGAGAGUGAUGAUGAACCAGUGAGUGGUGUAGAAGAGGAGGUAGAUGAAACUGAAAAUGACGAUGACAAACGAAGCCUCGCUAAGAAGAGCACAAAAACUAAAAAAAAUAAAAAAAAACGACCGGGGUCUUUGUUUGCUCAGAAACCAGAUAGUACGGAAACGGGAGAGGAGCAGGAUAAAGAGCUGAAGGCUGUGAAUGAAGAGCAGAAUAAAAAGAAAACUGAUGAUAUAUGGGCAGAUUUUCUAGCAGAUGUUGAAGACAAACCCAGUCCACCACCUAAACCUAAAUCUUCAAGCUGGGCAGCCCUUCUUGGCAACAAGAAGAGUCCUAGUAGCUCUAAUAAAAUUACAUCCAAACAGGAAACAUCACUUAACCGGAGUGAAGUAAAAAAGAACGAUGCUCCUGUUAAGCCAAGCACUGUUAAAAUCACCCAGGUCUUCGAAUUUGCUGGAGAAGAAGUAAGAGUAGAAAAAGAAGUAGAUGCUGAUUCAGCAGAGGCAAAAGCAGCUCUUACUUCUCUCAAGUCCGGUGCAGCAAAUGACAGUAAAUCUACUGUUCCAGGCUUAGGAGGAACAAAACGGCCGGGUGGUCUUUCUAGCGUUGUUGGUCUCCUCGACAAUAAGAAGCAGAAACUCACCACUUUAGAAAAGACAAAACUGGACUGGAGUAGUUUCAAGUCUGAGGAAGGACUGAAUGAGGAGCUUGAGAAACAUAAGAAGAGCAAAGAUGGGUACUUGGAUAAAAAAGCCUUCUUAGAGAGGGCUGAUGUGAGGCAGUUUGAAAUUGAGAGGGCAAUGAGAAUGAAUAAGCGAUCACACAGAUGAGAAGUGUAGAGUGUACCUUGAAUAGUUGGAUGUUGAAGCCUGAGUAAUGGUUGCAUUAAUUGACACACCAUUUGUCCUCAGCGAUGUCCCCCUUUCAUGAUCAAAAUUUAGAAUUAGGGCGUUUUUUUUUAUUUGAUGUAUGCAAAAUCAUGUAGGAGGAAUAUAAGUCGUCAUCGUGGAGCUAAGUUAUUUUUGUCUUAGCUUAAUUCCAACUGGUUUUUGAAUUUGAUGAAUUGUUAAAGUUAAACUAACUUUUUAUUCAGCAUUGUCUAUUUAUAUAAUAAUUUGUUUAAGCAUCUGCGAUGCUUCAGUUUGAGAUAACCUAAAUUGGGAGUACUAAAAAUAAUUUUGUGGACAUAUAUAUACAGUAUAUAUUUAUAUAUGUAUGUUGAAUGUUGUUUUGGAUAGUCAAACCAUGAUGGAAAGGUGUAUUAUAUUUAUUUUAGUAUAAAGACAUUGUAUUAAUGACAGGUUGUCUGUUAUGUGAUUUUAUCAUUCCUGCUUUAGUGGAACAAAUGAAUAAAUGUUUUGUAUUAAAUGUAAUUAACUGAU